Messenger RNA from Salmo salar (Atlantic salmon), 6237 nucleotides. Its product is annotated as trafficking protein particle complex subunit 10. NCBI's taxonomy places the organism in Eukaryota, Metazoa, Chordata, Actinopteri, Salmoniformes, Salmonidae. Gene Ontology annotation, biological process: early endosome to Golgi transport; intra-Golgi vesicle-mediated transport. The record is from RefSeq and is a predicted model, not a curated record. Gene Ontology annotation, cellular component: TRAPPII protein complex.
AGAAUAUCUGCAUUGACCCAUUUUGCACAAACUCGUUCUGACUAUGCACACAUACUGGACUCACACAUACUUAUAUUGACACUCCAACACAGGCACACAUUUGCCACACGCCCACAAUAGUUAUGGUGGUUUUAAGACAACUGGGAACUCGGGAAGAAAAAGGAGGUCAAAUCAUGAAGUCAUGAACGCGGCAUUACUCUCGUUGACUUUGUGCCGGAUGUCGUCAUAUUGUCAGGGACAUACAGGAAAUGAAAAGGAAAAAGGCCCAAAUUCGAUACAAACAGAAAUGUACAGCUCUGAUAACAACACUAGUGAUAUUGUUCACUUUCAAAUGGAGGACUAAUGUUGACUCUCGGAAUCCAUGGAGGCCCAUGAAGAAACGGCAACAAUCUACACAAUGGAAAACAAGCCGAUUGUGACAUGUGCUGGCGACCAGAGCCUGUUCACUUCCCUCUACACCUCUCUGGCACAGCAGUUACCCAGGGAGCCCAUGGAGUGGAGGAGGUCCUACGGACGCGCACCAAAGAUGAUUCACCUCGAGGCCAACUUUGUUCAGUUCAAAGAGGAGCUGCUUCCUAAGGACGGAAAUAGAGCCCUGCUCACCUUCCCCUUCCUGCACAUAUACUGGACAGACUGUUGUGACACAGAGAUGUACAAGGCGUCGGUGAAGGAUGACAUGCUGCGGUGGCAGAGCACCCUGCGGCUGCACGGCUCGGUGGACUGGCUCAUCGUGGUGGUGGAGAGUGAAGCCAAGAAGAAGAACAAGACCAACAUCCUGCCGCGCACCUCCAUCGUAGACAAGAUCCGCAACGACUUCUGCAACAAGCAGAGCGACAGGUGUGUGGUUCUGUCUGACCCUCUGAAGGAGUCGUCUCGGUCCCAGGAUUCGUGGAGCUCCUUCCUGACCAAGCUGCGCACCUUGCUGCUCAUGUCCUUCACCAAGAACCUGGGCCGAUUCGAGGAUGACAUGCGCACGCUCCGCGAGAAACGCACCGAGCCCGGCUGGAGCUUCUGCGACUACUUCAUGGUGCAGGAGGAGUUGGCCUUUGUGUUUGAGAUGCUGCAGCAGUUUGAGGAUGCUCUGGUCCAGUAUGACGAGCUGGACGCUCUCUUCACUCAGUAUGUCCUCAACUUUGGGGCUGGAGACGGGGCAAACUGGCUGGGCUCGUUCUGUGCCCCGGUGAAGCGCUGGAGCGGGCUGCUCCUGCGGCGGCCCAUCGACAUGGAGAAGCGCGAGCUGAUCCAGUGCGGUGAGGCCAGCCUGCUGGACCUGCGCAGCUACCUGUUCUCCCGCCAGUGCACUCUGCUCAUCUUCCUUCAGAGGCCCUGGGAGGUCACCCAGCGAGCCCUGGAGCUGCUGCACAAUUGUGUCCAGGAGCUGCGCCUGCUCGAGGUGUCUGUGGUCCAGGGGGCGUUGGACUGCUGGGUGUUCCUCAGCUGUCUGGAAGUGCUGCACAGGAUCGAGGGCUGCUGCGACCGCGCCCAGCUAGAGGCCAACUGCUCCCACACUGUCGGCCUGUGGACCUACGCCACAGAGAAGCUAAAGUCUCUGGGCUACCUGUGUGGCCUGGUGGCUGAGAAGGGCCCCACCUCCGAGGAUCUAAACCGCACCGUGGACCUUCUGGCUGGCCUGGGGGAAGAGAGACCAGAGACGGUCAACAGCCUGCAGAGCCCUUACAAAAAACUCAAUGAGGCCUUAUCGUCUGUGGAGGCGUUUGAAAAACACUAUCUGGAGCUGUCACAUGCUGCUAUGGAGAUGUACAGAGCCAUAGGCCGGAUGCGCUCAUCCCGGCUCAUUGGAAAGAGUCUAGCUGAAUUUUACAUGAAGAAAGGUGACCCGGAGAGAGCAGAGGGCUUCCUUGAUGACUCUCUGAGGUCCUACGUGGCAGAGGGGUGGAGCCUGCAGGUGACUCAUACCAGGAAGCAGAUGGCCGAGUGUCAGAAGCUCUUGCAGCAGACUGAAGACUACCUGCAGACCAGUGCCUUGCUGGCGGGCGACGCCAACCUGACAGAGGAGGAGAGGAAGCACUUCUGCCAGGAGAUCCUUACCUUCGCCAGCCAGCCCCCGGCACCCUCAGACCAGACUGUGGCUCUGAGCAUGGCGGCGUUUGCCCAGCUGCGCCAGAUGCAGUUCAGCCCGCCUGGCGCCGUGGUGCACGUGGGUGCCGCCCUGCAGCUGGAGCUGCACGUACGCUGCCUGAUGCCCGUGGCCGUGCAGGUGGAGCAGCUGGCCGCCACUCUCCACUUCAGCCUGGAGCAGGGCGGGGCGAGGGGCCGGGCGGGCAGCACCCAGAGGAGGACGGGCCAGGGACCACAAGGCCAGGGGGACGGGGUGGUCCUGUUCCCCCAGGGAAGCCCCCUAGCUGGGGCCGGGAUGGGCGCUUCGCUACCCCCCGCACUGGAGCUUUACGAAAUGCAGGACCGCAGCCCGUCGGACAGCUCGCUCAACUCCACAGGGGUGGUGUGUAAGAACAUGCACCUGCUGCUGCGGCGCCACGACAGCUCAGCCUCCCUGGACACGCCCACCGCCGGGGCCCUCCCGGCAGCGGUUGCCGUGGACGACGGGGCCCAGAUGCUGAGGGCACGCGACAUAACGCUGCAGCCCGGCGACAACAGCAUCUUGUUCACGGCCCCAACUGGAGAGCCGGGCUCGUACACGUUACGUCAGCUGUGCGGGAGCGUGGGGAGAGUCCAGUUUGUCCAGUCUCACAUCUACCCUGUGGUGCAGUACGAGGUCUACUCCCAGGAGCCCCAGCUCACCAUCGAGCCUCUCUCAGACAACCUGUUGGCAGGCAUUCCCCAGAAGGUGAAGUUCACCAUAGCAACAGGCCACUACAGUGUGAAGAAGGGUGACGCACUGCAGCUUAGCAAUACAGACUCCAUGCCCAUCCUCCACUCUAGCUGCUGCUCUGCUACCAUCCUGUCCAGCACGGGAGAGCGUGUGGGGGAGCAUGCUCUUUCCGUCCAGUCUUCGGAGAAGGUGACCAGCAUUUCCCUGCCCCCCACCCCUCCCUACCACACCCUGGAGUUCCAGCUGGAGGUGCUGUGCCACAUCCCCCCCACACCCUUUAAGCCCGACAUCGAGCGUCUCACCAACGGCGAGGUCCGCCACCGGCCCAAGAACCACAGCCACGCAGACAAUGGCAUGAUCAACAUCGACCAGAAGGUCUCCAUCGACUGUCCUUGGUCCAUCUACUCCACGCUCAUAUCCCUAACCUUCUAUGUCCCUUUCAAAGCCAAGCACUCAAUACUGUCUGCUGGGAAAAGGAAGUACAUACAGGUGUGUCUCCAGAACGUGUCCGACACAAACUUCCACCUGGUGGACCCGGUCCUCACAGAGCGCCAGCCCACAAUCCCGGUGGAGCUGCUCUCACUCAAUGCUAAAACACAACAGACGGUGUGCAGUCAGCAGUCAGUGUUCUGCCUGUGGGAGAUGCGUUGGGUCAAACACCUCCCGCUGUGCCUGCAGUGUGUAUUCUCCGCCAGCUUCGCGCCCGUCUCCGCCUCGGACGCACACACAGCCUUCAAACCCUACCGCUACGAGUUCCAGCUGGACCGGGUCUCUGUGCGUAUACUCAAGACCCAGCUCUGGGUCCCCAUCAUUAGGCACCACAUGGAUACCCUUUACAGCUUGAAGGCCGAGAUCUUGCCACCGUCUGGCGACCAGCACUGUCGCACUGGCGCCCUCUGUGGCCUCGAGGUGUCCAUCACACGGCAGGCAGAGCCCAGCGAGACUGAAGGGGAGGAGGAGGAGUCUACAGAAAUAGAGGGCCUGAGGACCACCAAGCUCAUGUAUGAAGUGGUGGACAACAGCAGUAACUGGGCGGUGUGUGGCAAGAGCUCGGGGGUGGUGUCCAUGCCCGUGGCUGCCAGCGCCACACACAGGGUUCAGAUGGAGGUCAUGCCCCUGUUCGCCGGGCACCUGCCCUUCCCCAACAUCAAAGUGUUCAAGUACCUGCCCCACAGUGCCGUCCCAGCCAUUCAGCCAGACACAGACAGCUGCUUAGAGAACGACACCAUGUCCCUGCUGGACAAAGGUCUGGACGACCAGGGCGACACGGCCAGCAUCCGUAGCCGGGGCAGCGUCCACUCGGUGGGCAGUGGGGAGCAGCAGCGGGAGCAGCAGAGGGGUCUGCCCAUGCCCCGCCUGGAGCCCUUCAGUCCGGGACAGGUGUUCUAUUGGAGCCAGGGGCGGCAGGUGCUGGUGCUGCCCGUUACUGACGAACACGUGAUGGAGGUUAACGUCACAUGACCCCUGUGGGCCGCUGCCCCCCGCUGUGCCCCCAUCACGCCUGGACCUCUGUGGUUUGGUUCCUGGCUGUGGUUCUGGAACCGGGACGUGGCAUGGCGGCAGGGAACUGACACUGGCUCUCCUCUCCGGACUCAUUGCUGGCCGCCCACUGGCCCUGCUCCUGUUCUGGCCUGAGAGUUCCAUCUGCUGUAUUUUUAUCUUGUCAAUCUUUUUCAGUAUUCACUGAAUUCUCAUAUGAAAAUACCCCUCUCUCCCCCCACUGUCAGAGAAGAGGGUUUGGUGUACCUGUAAAACUAGCUCUCUUAUUGGUUCUUGCUCCGUGGACACAGUAAACCGCUUAAAACUGUUCUGCAUAGAACCCACCCCACGCACCUGUGACCAGCUUGCUGGUUCCACUGAUCGUCAACACAACCUUCUGUAUGAGGCACACAUGGACACACUAACGUGUGUUUGGACAGGGGUGCUUCGGUUUGUGGUUGUUUGUAUUGGUUGGUGUGUGUCUCUGUCUAUGCAUGACAUGGCAAGUUGUGAUAGAUGAAGGGAAAGAGCGGGGCCAGUUAAUCGUGUGUGUGUGUGAGCAAUAUCUACUUCAUUUUUCCUCCUCACUCACUUCCAGCCCCUUGCCCCCAGACCCUGCUGAAUCCUCUAUCCUUUGCUGUAGUCAUAGCGCCACCCUCUGGCCACUGUACAAACUGUUCAAUAUGUACAUAUUAUUCCAGAGGGAAUCACUGUACUGACUGACUGUGUGCAAAGGCUGCACCAAAAACAAAUUGUCUCGAAGGAAUAUGUUAGAGGAAAAAUAAACUAUUUUUGUUUUCGAGCAGGUGUGAAACGCACUUAAUCCGAGUACUAACAAACACAUGCUUUUGGCUCUGGAAGAGGACCUAUUUUUGCCUUGUUUUUUGUUGUUCAGGUUUUAAGGUUCACUGAAAUUCACUUAUUCAAUUAUCAGUGAAAUCUGAGAACAAUGGGAUGACAUUGAACUUGAUUGUUUUCAGUGACUUGUCUGAAAGUGACCGUCUGUUUGAAGUGUUACCAUCAUGUGUUCUGUAUGACUUUGUGGUUUACUUGAAUGCUGAGCAGGUAAAUUCUAUGUUUAGUAAAUGUGGUGUCUGACUUGUUUUUUGUUUUUUUUCUCAGACAUUCGCUGUUGCUACGGUAACUGUGUCAGGGAGAGCACUUUCUUAUCAUAGCACAAUUCUUUUAACAAAAACAACAAUUUAGAAGGAGGGGAAAUUUGCUUGUAUACAUGCGAUUUUCGUUCAUUUAUUGACCUAUUUUUGUACUGUGUCGCCGGUCAAGUUCUGGUUGUUGCUCUGUCUGUCGGUGUGGUUGGUUGGUAUCUACUGGAGGCCGAUGAGGGCUUAGCACCACCCCCUCAGCUAUACUCCUGUCCUGUAUUCCUCGACCUCUGGGCUUGUAUCUAGCAUAAUCCCACAAACAGAAAGUAGUGCUCACCGCCAGGACGAAAGGCAGAAGGCUUGUUCCCUCUAUCUGGCCAUCUUAAUGAAAGAGAACCCCCUCCCACUCGGACUCCACUUACAAAACGUACUGGCCCGAUCCUACAGCAACACAGGCCUGUCUUUGCAACUUCCAUGUGUCCUCGGUGUGUACGAGGGUGUCUAACUGGUCAGGAAAAACUAUGAUAUAUGAAGACUAGUGAUACAGCGCUCGUCUAUGUACACAUCUUAGUUUAUGUCCAGCUGUAUUUAUUGUCUUUUUUUUCUAUAUUAUUUAACGGCAAAUAGCUGGAAGGGAUGGAAUCAGUCACUCUCACAAAAAUAAAUAAUGUCAUUGGGAAUUGUCUGGUGAUUUUUUUUAUUUUUUUUUCAACAGUAAUUGGUCACUGAAAUCAAAUAAAACAAUUGUAUGUAAAUGAUUCCAUUGAAGUUCAACACCACUGAUUAGUUUAAGUAAUUAAUCUGAAAACAAUCAUAUGUAUGCAUUAUACAGUUGAAAUUAAAUAUACCUAUGUUUUAAUGUGA